AUGUGGCCAGAGCAGACAGAAGUAUCUACAUGCCACCCACCUGAAACACCUGAAGAAGUUUUAACUACAGUUGUCAGUAAAGAAGCUACUUGUCCCAUAGAUGUCCGUAGGUUCACUUCCCUUCCUAAACUUAUAAAUGUCACUAAAUUAGUAAUUAAGUUCACUAGGCUCCUUAAGCGUACAAUUGAGAAUCGUAAAACUAAGAACUCGGGACCUGUAAACUCUGAAAAUGAUGAAGUACAAAACUCAGAAGUUUUACGAAUUCUUAUUGGCUUCACACACAGUCAGUACUUCCCAGAGAUGUCAUACCUCAACAAGAAUUCCCUCAAAAUUCCAACCAGAGUUAAAUGCCUAGGCUUGUUCCUGGAUGAGAGCGGACUUUUGCGAUGCACUGGGAGACUACAAAAUGCGGACCACCUUUCAUAUAGCAGUAAAUUUCCUCUGCUUUUACCUCCAAAUUCUCCUUUGACUGGACUUAUAGUCAUUCAAGCACAUGAAAAUGUUCUUCAUGCAGGCGUUCAAGACACAAUUUGCAAGGUGAGAGAAGAAUACUGGAUACCAAGACUGAGACAGUGUGUCAAGAAGAUGAAAACAAAGUGUCACCUAUGUAACAGUCUGGAAGGACCUGCCUUGCGCCGGCCUCCUCCACCACCUCUACCAGCUUGCAGAGUGAACAGUCUCCGGCCGUUUGAGGUGACCGGAGUAGAUUUGACUGGACAAAUUCUUGUCUGCAAUCUAGCCACUAAAGAAAUGGACAAGGUUUACAUAGUCAUGUUCACUUGUACCUCAACACAAGCUUGUCACCUGGAAGUGGUAAAAGACUUAACCAGCACUGCUUUUCUCAAUUCCUUCAGGCGAUUCACUGCACAAAGAUCUUGCCCCUGUCGAAUGAUUUCUGACAAUGCCACUAACUUCAAAACUGGUUCUUCCUUGAUUCAGUCUUUGUAUGAUGACACUGACGUGCAGUCCACACUGACUAGGGAAAAUUGUAAAUGGACAUUCAUCACACCUAGGGCACCCCAUCAAGGAGGCUUCUAUGAGAGGUUGGCAGUGUCAAAUCAGCACUAA
Molecule: messenger RNA, 1068 nt
Organism: Macrobrachium nipponense
Lineage: Eukaryota; Metazoa; Arthropoda; Malacostraca; Decapoda; Palaemonidae
Exons: 1
Coding region: 1-1068 (355 amino acids)
Biological process (GO): DNA integration
Molecular function (GO): nucleic acid binding
Source: RefSeq, a predicted model, not a curated record